CCACCAUUCGGCUGCCAAGCCGCAGUACCAUCGUCAGCAAUGUAACGUAAAAAGACCUCGGAAACCUCGUCGUCUCUGAGCAUCACCGUCUCGCCACUCGACUUGUCCGUGGACCGUGGUAUAGUAAGUAUAAGCCAAGCUGCUUACUUAGUUCCUUUUCCAUGCAUGGCUCUAGGCUUUUGGUGCUUAUAAACCACUCCAAACCCCUGAAUUUGACUCCUUCUCCACGACCAUCAUCUCAUUCAUUACUCUACCGCAUACGAACCAUGACCUCUACAAAAGACACAUCGGGCCAGAGUGACAUCAGUAAAUUGAAGACGGAGUCAGACGGUUCCUUCAAAAGAGCUCCGUCAAGCUUCAGGAACUUCAUUGAGAACGAUGGCAAGUUCCCGCCGGAGAAAGGAAGAUAUCAUCUCUAUGUAUCUUAUGCAUGCCCUUGGGCUACGAGAGCUCUUAUCACUCGGAAGCUGAAAGGACUCGAGGAUUUCAUCCCUUUUUCUGCGGUGUCCCCUCACAUGGGUGCGCAAGGCUGGCCGUUCAAGAAUGCAGAUCCAAGUUGGGCGGAUGCAGAUAACGACCCAGAACACCCCAAUUUCCAGCAUAUCAGAGAUCUUUACUUCCUUGCUGAUUCGAACUAUGGUGGAAGAUUUACGGUCCCGGUCCUGUGGGACAAGAAGCUCAACACUGUUGUCAACAACGAAAGCUCUGAAAUCAUUCGCAUGUUCAAUACCGCCUUUAAUCACUUGCUUCCUGCUGACAAAGCGGCGAUUGAUAUCUAUCCCGAGGCACACCGCCAGGAGAUCGAUAGUAUCAACGAGUGGGUAUAUGACACCGUAAACAAUGGCGUGUACAAAUCUGGGUUUGCACAAUCCCAGUCAGCGUAUGAGAACGCCGUUUAUCCCCUAUUCAAAUCCCUCGACCGACUCGAGGAGAUACUCAAAGGCAAGGAUUACCUCGUAGGCAACACUCUCACCGAAGCGGAUAUCAGGUUAUUUGUCACUACCAUCCGCUUUGAUCCCGUGUACGUAGGCCACUUCAAAUGCAACUUGCGCGACAUCCGUCACGGGUACCCUAACAUCGAUCUCUGGAUGAGGAAGUUGUACUGGAAUAACGAUGCUUUCAAGUCGAGCACCAAGUUCGAUCACAUCAAAGAGCAUUACUACUGGUCCCAGACAACGGUAAACCCCUCCAGGGUAGUUGCCGUUGGCCCAGUCCCAGACAUCGAGCCUCUGUAA
Molecule: messenger RNA, 1235 nt
Organism: Suillus subalutaceus
Lineage: Eukaryota; Fungi; Basidiomycota; Agaricomycetes; Boletales; Suillaceae
Product: glutathione S-transferase
Exons: 9
Coding region: 162-1235 (357 amino acids)
Cellular component (GO): cytoplasm
Molecular function (GO): glutathione transferase activity
Source: RefSeq, a predicted model, not a curated record